Ziziphus jujuba (common jujube) is the source of this 1270-nucleotide messenger RNA. RefSeq lists its product as uncharacterized. Gene Ontology annotation, biological process: regulation of defense response to fungus. Gene Ontology annotation, molecular function: metal ion binding. The record is from RefSeq and is a predicted model, not a curated record. Lineage: Eukaryota; Viridiplantae; Streptophyta; Magnoliopsida; Rosales; Rhamnaceae. The coding region runs from base 99 to 863 and encodes 254 amino acids. The transcript has 3 exons.
GCUUAUAAUCCCCUUCCCUCCCUCCUAUUAAACACAAUGCUCUUCUUCAAUCAUUUUAGCUCACCUUCUGAUCAUUCUUAGAGGUUGAAAGAAAAACAAUGGGGAGCGAAAAGGUCACGAUGGUGCUGACUGCGGAUCUUAAGUGCAGCAAAUGCUUGAAGAAGAUAAAAAAAAUACUCUGCAAAAUCCCUGAAAUACAAGACCAGGAGUACGAUGAGAAGAAUGGGAAAGUGACAAUCAAAGUGGUAAGUUCCAAUCCUGAAAAGAUCAAGCAAAAGAUUCUGUGCAAAGACUGUGGCUGCAUUAAAAGCAUCGAGAUCAAAGUUCCUGAUAAACCAAAACCACCACCGACUCCUGCACCGUCUCUGAAGCAGUCAAUUGCGAUCGGAGUUUCUUGUGGGUAUCCUUGCUUUCCGGGCUGUGGUGGCCAAUGUGGAAAUCGCUGUGGUGGCCAAUGUGGAAAUCGCUGUGGCCAAUGCGGUGGUAAUUGUGGUGGCCAAUGUAGAAAUCGCUGUGGCCAAUGCGGUGGUAAUUGUGGUGGCCAAUGUGGAAAUCGCUGUGGCCAAUGCGGUGGUAAUUGUGGUGGCCAAUGUAGAAAUCGCUGUGGCCAAUGCGGUGGUAAUUGUGGUGGCCAAUGUGGAAAUCGCUGUGGCCAAUGCGGUGGUAAUUGUGGAAGGCGCUGUGGUGGCCAAUGCGGUGGUAAUUGUGGAAGGCGCUGUGGUGACCAAUGCGAUGGAAGCUGCGGUAGAAGUCGCUGUGGUGGCAAGUGCGAAGGAAGUUGUUGUGGAAGGCGCGGUCCGAACCAAUGUAAUCCUCCUUCUUGGUGUGAAGAAAAUCCAAAAGGAGGAUGCGCUACCAUGUAGAUCAAAGCCGCUGGGAAAAUAAUGGAAAAUAUUACAAUAAAAAGGAAUAUGGUUGUUUGUUGAUUGAGGGGGCACACGAGUUGUUAAAAGGUUCCAUGAUCAAAUCGUUGCCCAUCUGUGUUUGUGCUGUGUGUGUACGUGUACCUGCUUUUUAUUGUAUUUUGUUUAAUUAGUAUAUAUAUGUUCAUCACAGAGGGAGAAAACAGUUCAUUACAUUUUUUUUCCUUUUUUUUUGUGGAAUUCAAAAAGAAAAAAAAAAUGUAAUGAAUUUUUUAGUCCGUUUAUGAUGAACUUGGUUUCACUUUGUGAUGAAUUUGGUUUUUGUUAUUGUUAUGAAAUGUCUUUUGAUAAUAUGUUUAAUUAUGUGCCAUUUCGAUGAUGCGGAUAUUUCCUUCAUUUUCUAAAUA